This is a messenger RNA of Pezoporus flaviventris, 1457 nucleotides long. RefSeq names its product peroxiredoxin like 2C (gene PRXL2C). The coding region runs from base 201 to 872 and encodes 223 amino acids. The record is from RefSeq and is a predicted model, not a curated record. NCBI's taxonomy places the organism in Eukaryota, Metazoa, Chordata, Aves, Psittaciformes, Psittacidae. The transcript is spliced from 6 exons.
CCCUCUCGGUACGCGAAGGCCUCAACUUCCCGACUCCUCCUUAAGCGGCAGGCGAGCCCUGCACUCCGAAGCUCCCGCAGCGGGAAGGAGGCGGCGCCCUGCCCCGUAGCCCCGGCACUUCCUCGGCGCCCCACAGCUCCCCCUCUCCCCGCCAGCCCCUUCCUUCUGCCUGCGCUGCCGGGCCGGGCCUGCAGUGGCCCAUGGCGGUGCAACCGGCGCCCCCUGUCACGCAGCAGGUGGGCAGCGCGCGGGGCUGCGGGAAGCGGCCGGAGCACGGGGAGCUGCUGGAGGCCGCCCGCUGCCUGGUGCAGGACGGCGACGGGAGGAGCAUCCCCUUCAAGGCCCUGUACUGGGAGCAAAAAGCCAUCGUGCUGUUCGUGCGGAAUUUUUUAUGUUACACCUGUAAGGAGUAUGUAGAGGACCUAGCAAAAGUCCCCCAGUCGUUUUUACAGGAGGCAAAUGUGAGGCUUAUAGUUAUUGGACAGUCAUCUUACCAUCAUAUCAAGCCCUUUUGCAAUUUAACUGGGUAUACACAUGAAAUGUAUGUAGAUCCACAAAGGGAAAUUUAUAAAACUCUUGGCAUGAAAAGAGGUGAAGGUAAUAACGUAUCAGUGCGGAGCCCUCAUGUUAAAUCAAAUACACUCCUGGGAAGCAUUAGGAGUAUGUGGAGAGCAAUGACUGGCCCGGCUUUUGAUUUUCAAGGAGACCCCGCUCAGCAGGGAGGAGCUUUGAUUUUAGGCCCAGGCAAUGAAGUUCAUUUUGUGCACCUUGAUAAAAACAGGCUGGAUCAUGUUCCCAUUAACACAAUUUUGCAGCUGGCAGGAGUUAAAACAGUAAAUUUCACAAACCAACCCCAGAUUAUUGACAUAUGACACUGACAUAUUUAUUUAUUUGUACACUACAAGAAUAAUUUCCUGGUGAUGUUCCACCAGCAUCAGUAUUAUUGUGUCUUUAUGGGUCAUCUGUAACCUGAUCUAGAAAAUCAGAGCACAAAACAAACUACUUGGCAGUGAGGAUGGACACAAAAGUGCUAUUUCCAUUGCAUGUAAGAUAAAACCAAAAAGAUAAUUGAGGCUUAUUGAAAAAAAUAAAAUCCCAUACCUUAUUAUUUCCUUAAUCUUGCUACUGUAUUUUUUAAAAUCUUUGUUCAAGAUGCACUAAACUAAAAAAUCUGGUUUUGCUCAGGAAGAACUUGGGGUUCUCACUUUCAGCAGAUCACACUGGCUUUCAACCCCGUACUUCUCACGAGUGUUUUAAAGCUUCCAUCACUGAGUGACACUCGUGUAUUAAAGUAUACCUUGAAAAAUCAUGGUUUCAAACACUGGCACUUAAGCUUAUGCCUACCUUUGCAUCUGGCACUGGCAUACAUUAUGAAAUACAUUUUAUAGUUUUAAAUAAAUAGUUUAAAUAAAUCAUCCAUUGUCUGCAAUUCAUUUGUGUCAUACAAAAGGGUGAGU